Penicillium salamii is the source of this 945-nucleotide messenger RNA. Lineage: Eukaryota; Fungi; Ascomycota; Eurotiomycetes; Eurotiales; Aspergillaceae. The record is from the annotation of a GenBank genome assembly.
AUGGCUUCCGAGAGAGCAAUCGAUCGGGAAGAGCGACAGGGCCUUCGUGCCAUUCGCAACUUCCUCAAGGUCCGAAACUCCUACGAUGUCCUCCCGCUUAGCUUCCGACUUAUCAUCUUCGAUACCUCGCUGUCUGUGAAGGAGAGCAUUGUUUCCGCUCCGUUGUGGGACUCGAAAGCUUCCAAGUUCGCCGGUCUGCUGACCACCUCCGAUUAUAUCAAUGUCAUCCAAUACUAUUUCCAAAACCCCGCCGCUCUGGACCAGAUCGAUCAGUUCCGCCUGGACAGUCUGCGAGAUGUCGAAAAGGCGCUCGGCGUCGCGCCGCCAGAGACCGUCUCCAUCGACCCGGAGCGCCCGCUGUAUGAUGCGUGUCGGCGCAUGCUCGAAUCGCGCGCCCGUCGUAUUCCCCUCGUUACCAGCGAUAGUCAGACUGAGCGACCCCACGUGCUCAGCGUCAUUACACAAUACCGUAUCUUGAAAUUCGUCGCUGUCAACGUUCCGGAUACGCAACAGCUGCGUCGCCCACUGGGCGAAUUGCUGCUUGGAUCGUAUGACAAUGUUGCGACAGCUUCGAUGGACACGCCGGUUAUUGAUGUGAUUCAUAUUCUGGUGGAGCGCAGCAUAUCCAGUGUGCCGAUUGUCAACUCGGAAGGCGUUGUCUACAAUGUGUUCGAGUCGGUCGAUGUCAUCGCUCUGAUCAAGGGUGGCGUUUACGACGACUUGAGCCUUACGGUUGGCGAAGCGCUGAAGAAACGCCCAGCGGGCUUCCCGGGUAUCUACACCUGUUCUCUCAACGAUGGACUGGACACUAUCUUUGAUACCAUCCGCAAGUCCCGAGUCCACCGUCUGGUUGUCGUGGAUGAGCAUUUCAGGCUCAAGGGUGUCCUCACUCUGAGUGAUAUCCUGCACUACAUUCUUCUCGAGGGAGAAAAUGAAGAAGCAUGA